AUGCCCUGGUUUUGUUUCUUCUGUGUCGGUGUUGUCUCACUGUUGGAAGCACAACGAAAGCUGCCUCCUGAUUCAUACCGCCAGUACCUUGCCCUUGCCUUGUUUCUAUCCUUUGCCACGCUCCACGACCAUGCUGUUGAAAAACAUGUAAAGACCAUAGUCAAGUUUCACCUCUACGUGGCCUACAUCCAUUUGGCAAAUGCCAUGGUCCUGGCUUAUUCGGCCAAACAUCCAGAGAACAUUGUCGCCUACAUUGCUGGCUGGGCAUUGUUGCUGAUUCAGGGCCUUUGGCUCUAUCUUAUCGGGUUCUAUUUUUGUUGUGUCGACGUCAAAUCCUUCCGCAUUGGAUCCUACUCUAGCCUUUUGGUAUUGCUUGUCACGCUGACCAUAACUGUAUCGGUGGCUCUUUGGGGCCAGCCCAAUCGCACAGGCACAACCCACAAAGAUCGAAGGAAUGACAAUGAUGUCCGGGGGGUCUCACAGUGGAAUCCAAAUGGUGAUGUUGGUCCCUACACCAGGGUGAACUUGAAGUGGGCUGCCUGUGCACCCGUAAUGAAGCUGGGAGGCUUUGUUUUGACCACAGAACUCUUUGUUUGUUUGUCAUUGCAGGAGUGGUUCUAA
Messenger RNA from Seminavis robusta, 621 nucleotides. NCBI's taxonomy places the organism in Eukaryota, Bacillariophyta, Bacillariophyceae, Naviculales, Naviculaceae. The record is from the annotation of a GenBank genome assembly.